This is a messenger RNA of Cuscuta campestris, 4012 nucleotides long. The record is from the annotation of a GenBank genome assembly. Lineage: Eukaryota; Viridiplantae; Streptophyta; Magnoliopsida; Solanales; Convolvulaceae.
UUACUCUCAAAAGGAUCUGCCUUCUAUCUUCUAUCCAUCUUCUUAUCUCUCCAUGCUAAGUUUCUGAGUAAAAUCUUAAGGAUGAUAAUAUUUAGCUAGAACUGGUAAAGUAGUUCUUCUAGAGGUUCUGUCUUUGAAGGGUUUUUGAUUGAUUUAGUUGAGGUCUGAUACAUCAAUGAUAGCCAAGAAGUAUAUGGAGCAGUUUUCUAACUCUUUUUCAUCCUAAGUUUCUAUUCAAGUUAAGUUAGUCUUAAGAAAAUAUUUUUUCUUCUCUAAACUUUGGUUAAUUACAUAUUAUCAAGAUGCUGAAAUGAAUAUAAUAUAUAUACUGGAACACCAUCUUAGAUACACUCUUUGGAAUAAAAAAUAGAUGUUAAGUUCAAGGGAUGGAGAAUUGGGCCGAGCUUUAAUGGAAUUGAAGAUUUAAAGUCCAUGUGAAAGUUUUAUCCAAUUGCUAUACAAAUUCCAUCUCAACCCAACCCAAUUGAAACCUAAAAAAAAAAAGAGACAAACAUGAUGGAUAUAAAGAGGAGAGCCGCAUCUCAAAGAAAGGAGGCUGGAAACGGAAAAAAACAGACGUCUUCUGGAUCUCGUCUCCCUAAACUAGCCGACGAAGGAAAGAAAUAUGAAGAAAGAUAUUGGUUAUACUAUUUGUCUUCAAAAGGGGAAAACAGAGCUGGUGCUAGUGCUACUGCAGAGGAAAGUUCUUCAGACAAUGUCCUACUCAUCAAUUUGACGAAAACUGCCAAACGGAAGCAAGUGGUGUCUCCUUCUCUCAGUAUAGAAGCACCACAGAACCUUGUUACAGUGAAUCUUGAAGUGGAUGAUGAGGAUCUUGCAGUCUACAAACCAGUCUUCUCAAAAACCACAGAAGAUCAGGUGGUUCUCACUUCUGAAGCACCGGCUAACUUGGAAGCAACAGCUGAGGAUUUCCAAAUAUUUCCGGAAACCUCAUCUGCCUUUGAAACGGUUCUACCUGAAGCUGCAGUCUCUACUCCACAAAAACAGAACCAGGAAGGAUCAGAUGAAGAACUUCACCAACAUCUCCAGUCUCAAGUCCUUGAGAUUCUCACAACUGCUUGUGAGAUAUCCAACCAGCCUGAACUUGAGAUCCCCGAGAACUCUUCCACUCCUACUCUUGCGGAUGAGGUACCGGAAAUCUGGACAAAGAAGGUCAAAGGGUUGAUUGAAUCAGCCCUAGCAUCUCAACAUGCCUCCUUUAGGCAAGAGAUAGAGCAGAUGGAAGCCAGGCACACCAAGCUGAUAGAGAAAUCUGAAGAGAAACACAGCGGAGAUUUCAAGGAAAUAAGCAAAUCAGUGGAAAAGACUCUAGAGAUCAUCUCUCUAUUGAGGAAAAUUGUGAGCAACACGAUGGACAUAUAUGCCUCUAACAGUCAUCUUCAACUCAAGGAGAUUAACAAAGUCAAAGAGCAAAUAGCAAGCGUCAUAGUUGGUCUACAAAAGCAAAUGUCUGUUCUCCAAAUGGACAUCAGAUCAGCCCUAGCAGUAUCUUCAGCUAAUCAGGUAGUGACCAAAGACUACUUGAAGGUGAUCAUUGACAAUCAGAAGGAAGCAUUCAAACUGUUCAGACCUCUUGGCACAAAUUCUAGAAACCGCAAGAUGGAAGUGAUUCUUCAACAACACAGUCCAUCCUUGAUACCAGAACUCCCCAUUGCAGUCAAAGAAGGAGAAGUCUCUUAUAUUCCUUCUCAUCUGAACAUGACUGAUCUGAUCCUUGAAGCACAGCGAAGUAAUCCGGAGAACUCAGCACAACAUCUAUCCAGCUCAGGACUGGAUGGAACAGAGUUUAUAGGAACAAUUGUUGACCACUUCUCAAAUGAUGUCCAAACAGAGGAAAGACGCAACAAUUUAAGGCGCAUCAAAGAACUGUGUGGAAACAUACAAGGCAUUAGGGAAAACAGAGCUGGCACUAAUGCAAAUGCAGAGGAAAGUUCUUCAGACAAUGUCCUUAUCAUGAGUCUGAAGAAGUCAAUAAAGAGGAAGCAAGUGGUGUCUCCCUCUCCCAGUGCUGAAGCACCACAGAAUCUUGCUCUGGUCAAUCUUGAAGAAGAAGAAGAAAUCUCUAUCCAAAGAGAACUACAAAUGAAAAAGAAGAGGAAUAUCACCUCUCCCUCAACAUCUGGAAAUGUCAACCCGGAUGAGUUGAAUUCUCCAACUUCCUCACAACCUCAAAUUGAUGAUGCUGAGAAUCAAUUCUGGAAGCUCUACUAUGACUGGAGAGCUUGGAAAGUUGGAAAUUCAGCAGAACAGUUGUUGAGUUGGGACCAGCAACUGAAGAAUGAGAAGAUCAUCAAGAAAUGCUUAGGUCUGCCAGUCAACUAUUGCUGUGAGCAAAUCCUGGAUGUUGACUGGGUAUGGCAAAGGAACUAUGAAGAUUUGCAUCUGGAACACUUGGUCACCUCACCAGUUUCAGAAUUUGAGGCUGACGAUGAGGAUCCUGCAGUCUACAGGCCAAUCUUCUCAAAGGCUACAAAAGAUCAGAACCAAGAAGCAUCAGAAGAAGAACUCCAGCAACUUCUCCAAUCUCAAGCUUUAGAGAUUCUCACAACUCCUAGUGAGAUCUCCAAUCCUACUGAAACUGAGAUUCCGGGGAAGUCAGCAGAAAAUCUGGAGAUGUCCAAACCUCCAGAAGCAAAUGAAUUCCAAGAAGAGCAAGCUGUAGAAAUCCAGAGAAGUUCUGCAGAAGCUGAGAAGGAAACUCAAAUGGCUGGACUGGAGACCUCUGAAACUCCAGUAGCUGUGUUUGAGCAGCAGAAUGGAGUUGAAGAAAGAGAUUCCCUCUCUAGGAAAGUCUCAAACUUUAUGCUUGAUGAGACAGAAGAAGAGUCUGAAAGGACAUUGAAGAUUGAUGAUGGAGAAGCUGAGCAAGAAGAUGCUGAAUCUCUCCCUAUGCAACUCUUCCACAGAGCACCUUCUUCACAUCAGGUAACUAACUUUCACUUCCACAGCUCUUCCACAUCCACCCUUCCGGAUGAGGUACCGGAAAACUGGACAAGAAAGGUCCAAGGGUUGAUUGAAUCAGCCCUAGCGUCUCAGCAUGCCUCCUUUAGGCAAGAGAUAAAGCAAAUGGAAGCUAGGCAUAACAAGCUGAUGGAGAAAUUCGAAGAAAAAAGUUGCUUAGAUCUCAAGGAGAUAAGCAAAUCCGUGGACAAGACUCUAGAGAUUAUUUCUCUUUUGAGUAACUCUGUGAGCAACACAAUGGAAGCCUAUGCAUCUAACAGCCACCUACAAUUCAAAGAAAUCACUAGAAUCAAGGAGCAGAUAGCAACUGUCACAGUCAGUCUUCAGAAGCAGAUGGGAUUCCUUCAGAUGGAUAUCAGAUCAGCAUUGGCAGUGUCUUCAGCAAAUCAGGUGGUGAUCCAAGACUACUUAAAGGUUAUUGCUAAAAAUCAGAAGGAAGCAUUCAGGAUGUUCAGGCACUUUGGAACUUACACUGGCAAUUGCAAGAUAGAUGUAAUUGUCCAACACAAUAGUCCAUCCCUGAUCCCACAGCUGCCUAUUGAAGUCAAGCAAGGAGAGCUCACUUACAUUCCAUCUCAUCUGAACAUGACGGAACUGAUACUGGAAGCCCAGCAGAGCAAUCCGGAGAACUCAACUCAACAUCUAACAGACUCUGGCCUUGAUGGAUCAAAAGUUGUUGGAACCAUUGCCUCCCACUUCUCAGAUGAUGCACAAACAAAGGAGAGAUAAAACAAUCUAAGGAGCAUCAAAGAACAGUGUGGAAUUAUGCAAGGCAUUGGUGAGACUGCCGGAUCAUCAAAGCGCAGGAAGCAGUGAAGGCUCAUUUCAUCAAACCAGGGGGAAGUACGUGAAAACAUUAUUUGGUUUUGAUGAAAACACCUUCUUGUUUAAACAUGAGUUUUGGUUUAAACAUUGCUUAAUAGUUCUCUUAAUUACGCUUAUUUUGCUUGAUCAUAUUCAUUCUAAGUGUGAUUCUUGAGAUUUAUGCUUAAGCGCAUACAUUUAGGGGGAAUAUAAUUCAGGGGGAAAU